Molecule: messenger RNA, 1002 nt
Organism: Paraglomus occultum
Lineage: Eukaryota; Fungi; Glomeromycota; Glomeromycetes; Paraglomerales; Paraglomeraceae
Source: the annotation of a GenBank genome assembly
AUGUACAAGGUUUUAAAGUCUAUCCUGGAUCGUAUGGUGGAAGUAGAAGAAGUGCCUUUUUCCAACAAAGAUGUAGAACAAUUGUGCAUUCAUGGAAUUCAAGUUUGCACUCUUGAAGGAGCAUGCUAUACUGUGACACUGCCUUACAACGGGUUAUAUGUGGGAUUUAGUUGUGGUUCGCCGCUUGCAUUUCCAGUUCAGUUGCACUCUUUGAAACCAACACUUGAGACAUUGAUGAACUGGAAGUUUAUGGACUUAUGGAUAGGUCCAAAGAAACAAGCGAGGAAGGAAAAGUAUCACGAGAAACUUGCUUCCCAAGUGAAAGAUAUAAUAAUGGGCGAACCCGUUACUAAGGACGACAAGAAGAAACGUGCAGUAAAGGCCUUGCAGAGACAUGAUACAGCAAUGAAUAUUGUCAACAUUCUCAAAAGUAUGCCGGAUCCUACUGCAACGCAGGAAGAGCAAGUGGAGGAAGUGGAAACGAAAGGGAGCACUAAUGAUGUCAACAAUGUUAAUGAUGAUAACGGCAACGUAGUUACAAAGAAGUCAAAUCAUUUUUGGUUUUCAUUUAUGAGAUUUAAUCGUGCCGAGACAAAAACAACAUUCUCAUCCGAGACGUCAAAUUCCUCAGAAAACCCUAGUGCAGAAGUUUCGGUUACUCAAUCGUCCAAUUCCACAGAACUCAUACCUAAACCUCAUGUUCGCCCGUCCGAGACUGAAAUCUCUGUCCAUGUCUUCUGGUGGGGUUACGAGAUCUACGUUCCUACUCCUUGUAUGGGUCGUUUGAAUCAGGCUGAGAACGUCAGCCAGGCGUUCGUUGGGUUCAUACGUUCAAUUGCCGGUUCUGUUAGUGCAUUGACACCGUACUGGGGAUUCAUAUCGGCCUGGGUUGGAUUACAAUUUAGCAUUAUCAAAAUGCAGGAUCACGGUCAUGGUGUUGUGAUAGCUGCCACAUGGGUACUUCCUAUUGCGUUGAUACCGCGACCUUGGGACGAAGAUUGA